This is a messenger RNA of Triticum dicoccoides, 1746 nucleotides long. RefSeq lists its product as uncharacterized. Gene Ontology annotation, molecular function: protein binding. Lineage: Eukaryota; Viridiplantae; Streptophyta; Magnoliopsida; Poales; Poaceae. Bases 1 to 1281 code for a protein of 426 amino acids. The transcript has 3 exons. The record is from RefSeq and is a predicted model, not a curated record.
AUGUGCAUAUGUGUGUCCAUUGAUUACAUUUCUUUUCAUACCAGGGCCAAUCCCAUUCCCAGCUCGCCGCGUGUGGACGGGAAGAGGCGGCGCCAUUCUGUGCCGCUGGCCGGCCCGGUGUCCAAGGUGCUUGGCGAUGACAACCUCCUCAUCGAGAUCCUCGUCCGCCUCCCUCCGAAGCCGUCCAUGUUCCCCCGUGUGUCUGUCGUAUGCAAGCGCUGGGGCAGCAUCUUCCUCAAACGCUUCCGCAAGCACCACCGGAAACCUCCUCUGCUCGGCUUCUUCAGAGGGUAUGCUAAAAACUUCAUUCCUGCCAUGGACUCACCUGACCGCAUCCCCGCUGCCCGCUUCUCCCUCCCCAAGAGCAGAAUACCCUACCACGAAGAUGAAGCAUACAUGGGUUGCCGACAUGGCCUCUCUCUCCUAAUCAACAUUCAUAAGGGCGAGACCGUCAUGUGGGAUCCCCUCACCGGUGAGGAGCGCAUCGUGGCUUUUCCACCAGGGUUCAACAGUACCUUAAUGGGGAGUUACUGUGGCUGGCAUGGCACUGUAUUGUGCGUCGAUGCCGAAGAUGGGCAUGUCCACGGAGAUUGUUUCUCGAGCCCGUUUAAAUUGGUUUUGGUUUGCGCUGAGUACAAUACACCGGCAUUUUGUUCUGUCUACGACUCGGCGUCUGGUGUUUGGGGAGAUAUUUUCUCGACGAUGACGAUGACAGCUGGAAUGUCUAGGUUAAGAAAGCCCAGCACCCUUGUCGGGAAUGCACUUUGCUUGUUGAUUUCUGGAGGUGAUGUCCUUAUGUUUGAUUUCGAAAUGCAAAGCCUUGGUCUGAUCGAAAAGCCGGUAGAAAACCAUGGUACCGACGACUGGUAUUUUCAGCUCUUACGGAUGGAGAAUGAUGGACUAGGCCUUGCUAUUUUGUUGGACCUGACUAUCAAAUUAUGGGAGAGGAAAUCUAACAGCGAUGGUGUUUUCGAAUGGGUGCUGCUGCAGAAAACCAUUCCACUCGACGGUACAGUUCCAAGGAGAAUGGAUUCUGCACUUUUCGUCGGGUAUGAUGAGGACGCAAAUGUGAUUGUUCUCACUACUAUAACUGGCAACUUCACACUCCAAGUUGACUCGAUGCAGAUCAAACAUAUUGUUAAAAGAAACAACAUAUGUCUUGACACCUUUUAUCCCUACAGGAAUUUCUAUACUGCAGGCAGGGGAGUUGGGAGGAACUUUGAACACACUAGAUCUGCUAACAUGCUAUCUUGGUCAAACAACAUUGGUAUUAAGAUUUAAGAGUUAAAGUCGGGUUGCUGAGAUGCCAGCCAUGGCUAGUUGGUGUAGUGAAGUACUUCAAACUGUGUGUCUGUAGUUUCUUGUAUUAUGUAUGCCGGUGGCAUGCGAUGUGGUUGAUGCUGAGAUUGCUCUUCUAUGUACCUGACUUGUCGUGUGAAGUCUUGUAUAUUUUUAUCUGAGACCAGCAGACAUUAGUCAAGUUGCAUGCCUGGUUAGCGACUCGUGGAGUUGCUUGGGUUGAUGCUUGACUCUGUGAUGUAAGGUGGAUGGGAUAAAGCAGGUUACAGAGUUGGUUGCUGAAUCCCAGCUACAGCCAGCAGUUGGGAUAAAGCAAAUCACAGCCUGCAACCCCAUUCACAGACUUGACUCCAAUUCAGCUACGCCCCCUGCUAUCUGAACUUCUUCAGGCAUUUCAGACUUGCUCCUUCCCUGAACCCUGAUGCAUCAGUACUGCUUACAGUCUGU